GCAAAACAUUAACAUCUAUUACAUCUCGAUGGACGUGUUCAGAUGGUAGUCUAUUUUUAGUUCAAUUUUCAAGGGAUUUCUCCGAAAUACUGGGUAUUUGUAAGGACCUUACAAAAUCAAACAGAAAAUGGACGCUAAACAAAAGGAGAUUAUUUGGCAGUAUUAUCACAACCAUCCAACAGGGAAAGAAAGAAAAAGGAACACAGCCGGCAUUGUUUUAGACAUUUUUGUAAUUACACACUGAGAGACGCUACUGGAAGAAAAUUAAUAUAUCCGACCGUGUAUCGGCUACUGUUUUCUUUCUACACUCGGCUGUCAACAACAAGAUUACGUUUCUUUGUUUAAAUAGAAAAACAAUGAAAGAGUGCAAGAACUUUCCAAUGCAAGGGAAAUGGCCAGCUUAUUUUAAAUAAAGUGCAAAGCGGAUUAUAGGAAAAUCUUUUUAUGCGUCGAGUUAUUGUUAGUGUAGACAAAUCUGCAACAGAAUUCAGAAACUGCGGAAUGAAUAAUUGAUCGCGGACCAAAAUGGAUAUUUAUGCUGGCACUUGUCCUGAGGAGCUAUAGGUUUAAUAUCGGCAUAAGAAUUAUAAAAUCGGCCAAAUGUUUACUUAGCCGGUCUUUAGCCGUAAUAACCAAAUAAUCUUGGACAUAAGCGUUCUGUUCAAAUACCGAGUUAACAACACGGGGUAGACGGUGAUUUAUUAAAGGGAGUAUAUUGAGUUUUUCACGAGCUCUAGAUUCAUCGGAGAGUAGCGUGUACACACAGGAUAUCUAUACGGAAACGGUGUUCAAUUGUGGAUAGGGAAUAUAUUGGUCCUCACUUUGGAAAUGAAUUCAUCCCAGUAAAAAUAACCUGCGAUAAUGUGUGUGGCCUGUUACUGGGGACUGUGAAAUGUUACCGUGUGACACCUUGGAAAUUAAAGGUGUUUCUUUGGAUGUCAGGUUUAUUUCAGUGUCAAGAAUUAGAGAUUUACAAGAGGUAUGUGUUUAACUGUCCAAAAUAUACAGAAAAUUAUCAGCUCACCAUUUUGUUUAGUUCACACGCCCUUGUGUUUGAUGUUACACAGCCGUCGAAAUAAACAUUAAAGGAUAUAUUUCACCAGGAAAGAGAUCUACAUACUCAGUGAAUGAGUGGUUGUGCUUUAAACACUUUGAAGUGCCGAUGGCAGCAGGUAUAUUGUUACAUUAAAAUUUCUUCAACUUUCAAGAAAUAUUUAGGACGAUAUUGACACCAUGAAACUGACACCAGGGGAUGCAUAUAUUAAAUUUCCUUUCCACGCUUGAGCGAAUUCUCACCUGCCUUUUUGCGUUCUUGUCCUUUAGCAGACUUGAAAACUGAAUUCACAGGAAAUGUUUUCAUCUUUAUUAAUAGGGAUUCUGCUAUUUAUCUUCACCCAAUGGACACAAGGUGACCAGGUGAGAAGAACAGACGUCUGCAACAACAGCGGGAAGUUUCUGAAAUGCGAAGCUAACCAAGUCUUGAAAAUCGAAGAUGUUAUCUGCAUGCCCAAUAAUUACACCUGUCCCGAAAAAGACCGAGUUGUGUCGAUUUGCGAAGGUCAAAGGUCAUGUGAGAGUAUUGGUUUGAAACAACAGUUAUGGACAUACUGUCAAGACCAGCCAAGCAGAACGGUACUUGUGGAUUUCACGUGCGAAUCAGUAAAGGAUACUCCUUUAUGCCGUACAAACCUAUGUAGCGAGGAAAGCAAGGGGCUUCUGUGUCCUCCAGGGUCCAGUAUUCAUGUUACAAAUCUAAAAUGUGGGACAAUGAAUCAGCGCUGUCCCUGGAACCUACAUCAUGUCAUCUUUCCCACGUGUGAAGGAAAACAACACUGUCCCGCUUCCGGUCUGAGGAUGCUGGGAUUUGAGAGGACCUGUAAAGAGCCUUUUGUGAUUGCCGAUUACAUCUGUAUUCAAAGUUCCGUCAUACACGGAACAUGCACAGGAUACUCACAGACACUUCCCGCCAGAUUUGGUAUCAUCAAAAGCCCAGGCUUCCCACAAAACCCUGACGGAAAUCCAAAUGGUUGUGUAUGGAAAAUGUCCCUUGGUCUGGGCAAAAGAAUAGACAUCAGUGUUCAUUUGGCAUACUCCCGUGAAGAAACAGAGGGAAACACGUGCUCAGCUAAAUUUCUGCACGUGCAAUACGUAGACUGUCGUACAAUGACGUCAGUGACGGAAUACUUCUGUCAAACUCACGAGGUCAAUAUUUCCCGCCAGUCUUGUGGUGACGUCAAAGUUCAGAGUUACUCUUACUUCAAAGGAGAUGACAGAGGAAAUAGGUUCCUUGUGUCGUAUGAAGUUGUUGGAUAUGAUCCCAAGGGACCCUCAUAUGUGCCUUACACUCUUCCAUGUGGGGUAACGACCGGAAGUGGCUUUUACGCAUCCUCCAAGGAUGUUAAAGACGGCGGUUAUUUAUCGUCUGAUAACUCUCCACAAGGAAAUGGAACAGUUGUAGAAUUUUCAUUCAAUCCAAGGCGAUUUUCUCUAAUUCUGAAAAUAGUGAUGAUAAACUUUCUUCUGUUCGUUGUUGCCUUCAUUCUUGUCAUGACCAUCUGCAUUGUGUGUUACAAAACACGGCAGAUAGACAGAAAAGGCAAUUAUGAAGUAGCUAAAGAAUCAAAAGACAAUAAUAAACCAAGCACAUCAAAUAAAGAUGUGAGAGAAGACACUAAAGUAUUACUCGGAGAUAAUAAUGAAAGUACUGUAUCAAAUAAAGCUAGUAACCAUUUCUCUGCAGUUCAAAAUAGCAAUGCUUAUGAUGGAAUAUACAAUGAAAUCAAACCAGAGGAAUUACGAGAAGCAACAAAAGUAUAUCAACGAAAGAAAAAUCCUUAUGCUUCCUAUGAUAGCCUUGAUUUCGAAGAUGGCGUCUCAGCUGAAAUGGUUGGUGGAAGAAGAUAUAGUGCAAGAUGUUCAGCGGAAAUUGUGGUGGCCAGUACCUCUCCAACUUCUCACACUACCACUGAACAGAAUUCAAAUCAGACUAGUCAACCAGACAAUCAUAUUAUUGUCGGGGAAAAUGGUGUUCCCCAUGUCAAAAUCAAUAAUGAUUUUUACGCAAUCGUUCAAAAACCGAAUAGCCUUAGAAACAGCAAAAGUAGUCCUCAUCCGAGAAAUUCCUUUGAGAUGGUUACUCAUAGUAAUCAUGUCAAUGGUUCAAAUGGGGGUCCUUUUUCAUCCUCCGGGGCAUUACCACAACAUGACUGUAUGUUGCAUGAAAUUCACUGCGGGGUUCCCCCCUUUCCUAAUCCAGAGUCAUAUGAUAAUAUGAGACUAGAAAACACGCAGUCCUCAUCAUUGGCGUAAUUUUACAGCUUGCAAUCAUUUUUUUUCAUCCAAAAAUCACAUAUAUCAUAUAUCUAGUCGUAUGGAUAUUCAGGGAUCAGAUUAGUUCCGAGUGAAUUUUUAUGGAGCUAGUAUUCAGAGUGCUGUUUCGUGAUUCAUAUUUUUUAAAAACACGCAUCUACUCAAAAGUUUCAUCUGAAGAUCUCGUCAGUCUUUCUUGCACCUUUAAAGAUUUACAAAAAAAAUAAAUGUAAAGUUGGCAGGUGAAAUUUUAUAUGAUUAAGAUUCAAUUCUACUUUUAGAAUUUUUGUUUUAGAUUGGAUCAAUUUACACAGGUCAGCAUAUAAUUCUAUUAUUUAUUCUUUAAAAAAAACUCAAGUGCUGAAUGGAGUGUUCAUUUAAGCUAAUCGGGAAGUGUAACUAAAAAAGAAGUGUAUGCAAAUAUAAUACGGAGACGCAUCCGUUCUUUUUCUUUUAGCAGUAUUAAAAUGAUGCAAGAAUAUGCGUAACAAUAUCCAAGAGAAAUUCCAAUGUAAAAAGUCUUGCCAGGUUCAUCUACUAGGAAGUGCAAUAUAAGUGCCAAAUAAAUCGAUUAUUCAGUCUCA
Messenger RNA from Saccostrea cuccullata (small rock oyster), 3893 nucleotides. RefSeq lists its product as uncharacterized. The record is from RefSeq and is a predicted model, not a curated record. NCBI's taxonomy places the organism in Eukaryota, Metazoa, Mollusca, Bivalvia, Ostreida, Ostreidae. The transcript has 9 exons. Bases 1351 to 3309 code for a protein of 652 amino acids.